AAACUUUACUUGGUCACUUUUUCCUCAUCGAUUGACAAAUUUCACUGCAAUUUCAUUAACAUGAAGUUCGUGCUAGUUGUAGCCUUGGGCGUUGCUUUGGUAGCUUCAUGCCCACACGGAGAUGAAGAAGCCAAAGCUGGGAAGCGUCUCAUUAAAACGACCUUCGAAGGUCCCGGUCAGUGGAUGGACGAGGACGAAAUUUGGGGGUUGAUUUCGAAGCAUCAAAACUUUAUGGAUAUCACGGACCACAAUUUCCCAGAUAUUAAAGAGGGAGAUGUCAAUGUCCAAGCAAUUCCAACCACUCUUCGAUUCCAAUCUACCGUAAACGGCCUUCUUGGAAGAACUAGCAUUACCCGGAUGCAAGAUUUUAUCAGGACCUUCAGCAGCUACCAUAACAGGUACUACCAAGCCCAAACCGGAAUUGAUUCCCAGCGAUGGCUUUUCGCCCAAGUUCAGGAAAGCAUUGCAAACUACGCGGGAUCUGCCACCGUCAAUGAGGUGACGCACACAUUCGGACCCCAAAGCAGUAUCGUUGCCCGGCUUACUGGCUCCGACCCCACUCUUAGGAGCGAAAUUGUCAUCAUUGGAGCUCAUCAAGACUCAAUAAAUAUUGCUGGUUCCUCGCUCGGUGCCCCAGGUGCCGAUGAUAACGCGAGUGGUUCUGUUGUCGUGCUGGAAACCCUUCGCGUUCUUGUUGAAAGCGGAUAUAUUCCAAAGAGGACGAUUGAGUUUCAUUGGUAUGCCGCGGAAGAGGUUGGUCUCCGUGGAUCUGCAGCUAUUGCCUCGAGUUACAGCACCAACAGGGUCAACGUCGUGGGGAUGGUGAACUUUGACGUCCCGGGAUACUAUGUCUCAGGGAGGGACGAAAUUGGAAUCUACACUGACAACGUCAACGCUCAAGUGACUGCAUUCCUCCGACUUUUAGUUGAUGGCUACUGCACUUACACCUGGGUCAAUAAGACUUGCGGAUAUGGGUGCUCGGAUCACGCGUCAUGGACCAGUUACGGAUUCCCAGCAGGGUUCCCUGCAGAGGUCGUCUUCCACCCCAGGAUGCAUUCGGUUGGUGAUAACUUUGCAUCCGUGGGAUUCACCCAGGUUAACGAAUAUGUCAAAUUGUCGCUGGGAUUCGUUGUGGAAAUGUCGGAACCUGGGACUCUUUAAUUGAAUAAUAAAAUCUUAUGAUUGUAUAUAAUAUAUUCUGAAUAAAAUUUCAUAAUUUAAAGUUAUGUUUGCGUUAAUAAAACAGAAACCGGAAGUCCAGCUUUAA
This is a messenger RNA of Folsomia candida, 1267 nucleotides long. Its product is annotated as leucine aminopeptidase 1. NCBI's taxonomy places the organism in Eukaryota, Metazoa, Arthropoda, Collembola, Entomobryomorpha, Isotomidae. Gene Ontology annotation, biological process: proteolysis. Gene Ontology annotation, molecular function: metalloexopeptidase activity. The transcript is spliced from 4 exons. Bases 61 to 1161 code for a protein of 366 amino acids. The record is from RefSeq and is a predicted model, not a curated record.